Messenger RNA from Terrapene triunguis (Three-toed box turtle), 3105 nucleotides. It is a transcript of the gene TM2D3, whose product is annotated as TM2 domain containing 3. NCBI's taxonomy places the organism in Eukaryota, Metazoa, Chordata, Testudines, Emydidae. The record is from RefSeq and is a predicted model, not a curated record. The transcript is spliced from 4 exons. Bases 1289 to 2008 code for a protein of 239 amino acids.
UCAAAUAGUUCAAUCUAUUUAGCUUAACAAAGAAGGUUAAGGGGUGACUUGAUUACAGUCUGUAAGUGCUAUGUGGGGGACAAAUAUUUGCUAAUGGGCUCUUCAGUCUAGCAGACAAAGGUAUAACAAGAUCUAAUGGCUAGAAGUUGAAACUAGACACAUUCAGACUUUAAAUAAGGUGUAUAUUUUUUUAACAAUGAGGGCAAUUAAUAAUUGAAAUAACUUACCAAGGUUUGUGGUGGCUUCUCUAUCACUGGCAAUUUUUAAAUCAAGAUUGCAUGUUUUUCGAAAAGAGAUGCUGUAGUUGAAACAGGAAUUAAUUCAAGAACGUUCUAUGGGGUGUGUUAUGCAAGAUGUCAGACUAGAGGAUCACGGUGAUCCCUUCUGGUCUUAGGCACUAUUCAUCUAAAACAAAAGGACAUUGAGUUAAAUUAAAUGGUGGCAAAUUCAUAACUUUAUGGAAAGUGGAAUAUUUUUAUAUAGUGCAUAAUUAGACAGGAUUUUAUUGUACAAGAUAUUACCGAGGCUUAAAGCAUAGCCUGAUUGGAAGAAGAAAAAAAAAAAGAAAAGGAUUCCAUGUUUAUAUGGAUAAUAAGCAUCCAAAGUUAGAACUGUAAAAUAUUGAAAUGGCUUUGGAAGGAAUAUAAACCUUCAAGCUUCAGGUUAUAAACUGACCUUUGAUCUUCUUAGGGUAUGAAGACAUUUUUCCUGGGACAGAUUAUCCCAUACAUUUUACUGGAGGGCAGGGGUCAGAUUUGGCUCCGUGGUGUGAGCUGGGAGGUAUGGGGAAGAAGAAGGUUGGGAUGUGUCAGUGCUUUUCCCACUGCUGAAAACACCCACCAAUUAAUUUUGGUGUUCCCCACAACACAGACCACUUCAUUCUGCCCUUCCCUCAACUGAUUUAGACUCUCAUACUUCACACAGAACUGAUGCAGACCGUGGUGGGAGGGGGAAGACUGGCAUCAGGAUCUUGAUCCAUUUCCCAGGUUUGGAGGUGACAAAUAUGAGGGGGAGGAAUCUUCACUCCCUGCAGGAGGUCACAGGAGCUGAUGCUCUCCAAUCUGUGCUUGUGUGCUCCAGCCCUGUGCUUUCAGGAGGGAGUAGUGGCUGAUAGACCAGGUGUCUCAGAAGGGGGCGCUGAUGGCAUGGUGGGACAAGGUAGCAAUGGACUUAUAAAUGCUGUUAUAUGGUGUAUGGCCAAUGCUGGCUGCUGCUGAGCUCUGCUGCAGGGUUCUUCCUUUGGAAGCAGCUGAUACUGGUUGCUGUUAGAGGCGGGAUGCCUUAAUAUAUGAGAUACUGGUUUAUGUUAGCUGUAAGUGGAGAGUACUUUAUUAUGAAAUUAUUUAAAGUAACCUACAGUAGAAGUGUGUGCCUAUACUGUAGUGUAGGUAAUGCUGAAGCUCUUAUUCUUAACAAAUCCUUUCACCCUUCAGAGACUACGGAGAUUCCAUCUUAUGUGAGUAAGUGUCCCAGCAAUGGGCUGUGCAGCAAAUUGCCUCCAGACUGCAUGACAUGUAAAACAAACUUCUCCUGUGUAUAUGGGAAGCCAGCCACUUUUGAUUGCAAGAUUAAGCCACAAAUUCAUUGUGUUGAUCAGAGAAACAAUGAAGUGGAGAACUUCACAAUCAACAUGACUUGCCAGUUUUGCUGGCAGCUUGAACCUACUGAUUAUGUGUGUACCAAUUCUACAAGUUGCAUGACAGUCUCUUGUCCAAGACAACGAUAUAACGCCACUUGUACAGUGCAUGAUCAUAUUCAUUGUCUAGGUAAUCGUGUCUUUCCUAAGAUGCUUUACUGCAACUGGACUGGAGGCUAUAAAUGGUCUACAGCCUUGGCACUAAGCAUCACCCUUGGUGGAUUUGGAGCAGAUCGCUUCUACUUGGGCCAGUGGAGGGAAGGUCUGGGCAAACUCUUCAGCUUUGGUGGAUUGGGAAUAUGGACACUAAUAGAUGUGCUACUAAUAGGAGUUGGAUACGUGGGGCCUGCAGAUGGAUCUCUCUACAUUUAAGUACACACAAAACAUGCUUCAGCGAAGGAUCAAAUUUGGGAAAGGGCCUAAAAAAAGAAUGUAGAAAUUGGUCCUUAAAGGUAGAAUUAGGAACACGUUCCCUAUGUGCACAUUUUAAUGUACAGUAUCUGUACUUAGCCUGCCUUGAACUAAGGUAAAAUAAAUGAGUGGAUCACUGAACAGUGUUUAUUUGUAAUUUAAUUUCCUUUGGCUUGCAAGUACUGUAUUUUUUUCUAUGAAAAAAGGUUUGUUGCACAGCUAAACAAGUUGACUACUGUUCCUGAAGAAAAUAUAAACUAAUUAAAAUAUUAAUUUAAGAAUUGCUUACCUCAUAUUUGUAUGUUGUCUGAAUUUAGCUAUCUAACUAGCGUCCCUAAAUAUGCUAGCAAAAAUUUUUUUUCAUGUUUAUGGCAAGAUAAAGUGCUUGUGUAAACCUAAACCUACUUGGGCAAUAUGUAGAUUGCCAACUAUUGUAAUCUUAAUUACAUGUAGUUUCUUUUCUGCUUUUCACUUUGGGAUAUCACAAACUUAAUUUUUCUGCUGUAAUUGUAAAUUUGUGGCUUUUUAGAAUUAGUAUGCAAUAACACUAAAAAUGUAAUAUCUUAAAUCACUUGAGAAGUACACUGCAGGACUCUUUCCAGCAUUAUAGUGUUUCUGCUUGGCCUUGACCUCAGAGAGCAUUGUAUAUGGCAUAAUUUUUGUGCUCUCAAAAUUACAGGGUGUUAAAAUAAAUCCAAAAAGGAGAUCUGGUAAUUAACUUAUCAGCUGAAGAUUUGGUAACAAAGUAUUUUCUGAUUGAAAUGUUGUCUGAUGUUUACCUGUACUAACCUUCAGUGACAUUAUGGAAACAUUCUAGAAGUCUGUAACAUUUGUUUUCUGAUUAUUUUUUUAUUUAAAUUAGGCAAUUCAUAUUUUCAACUUUUUUUUUUUUUAAGUCCUACCUCUCACGUACAUGUCCUCUUUUUCCAAGGUCCUCUAUAGCAAUCCAGUCUUAAAUUGUGGGGCAAGACUCCUUGGCUUCUGCAGCACUAAACUGCACUACACUGAAAACUGUCAGUUAGAUAAACUUGAAUUGAAUUAAAUAUGAUGAAAAUUAA